Molecule: messenger RNA, 1476 nt
Organism: Linum tenue
Lineage: Eukaryota; Viridiplantae; Streptophyta; Magnoliopsida; Malpighiales; Linaceae
Source: the annotation of a GenBank genome assembly
AUGACAAGCAACGGCGGCGACGGCGCCGCCGCCGACUCCCAGCCCCGCCACCACCACGAAGAAAUCGCGAAAUGGGAACCCAACCCCGACCGCCUGAAAUCGAUGCACCAUAGAAUCACCACCCCGCCAAAGCUCCUCUCCCAAACCGCCGGCCACAGCUCCUGCUGCAUUUUCCGAGCUCCGACAACAUUCGCCGGCGUAAACAACAAAUCCUACCAGCCCCACAUCGUCUCCAUCGGGCCUUACCACCGCGGCAAGCCGCACCUCGCCAUGAUCCAAGAGCACAAGUGGCGCUACUUAGGCUCCCUCCUCGCCCGAAUCCCUAAUCUCACCCUCGAAUCGCUCUUAUCCUCCAUCGCCCCGCUCGAAUCCCAAAUCCGAGCUUCCUACUCGGAGCAAAUCGACCUCGAUCGCGACGAAUUCCUCGAAUUGAUGGUCCUCGACGGCUGCUUCGUCGUCGAGCUCUUCAGAAAAGUCGCUGGAGUCGUCGAAUUCGAGCCGCACGAUCCCAUCGUGGCGAUGUCGUGGAUCAUGCCGUUUUUCUAUCGGGAUUUCCUCCGGCUCGAGAACCAGAUACCCUUCUCCGUCCUCGAAUCGCUCUUCAAUUCGACGCACGGAGGAGAAGAUAAGAGAAAGCACUCCAACCAUCAAAACCCACACAACUCGCGAAAGAAGUACGAGACGAGAAUUGACAUCAGUCUGGGUUCGAAUUCGUCGAAUCGGGCACUGAGUUUAUCGGCGUUGGCUCUGUACUUCUUCAACCACUCGAUGCAGAGGCCGGAGGAGAUCGUGUACAAGUACAGAGAUCUGAAAGGGAAGCACCUCCUGGAUCUGAUCCGCUCCAGCUACACCCAAUUCGACCCCCCGCCGGUCCGCCGUUCGUCCGAUUCGCCGCCGACCCACAUCAUCCACAGCAUCACGAAGCUCCGCAAGGCGGGGAUCAAGCUCCGCCGGGUCGACGGAGGAGAACACGACGGCAGCCCGCUCCAGGUCCGGUUCCGGCGGGGAGUGGUGGAGAUGCCGUCGAUCACGAUCGACGACUUCAUGAGCUCGUUCCUGGUCAACGCGGUGGCGUACGAGCAGUGCUACGGCGGUGGCGGCGGCGGCGGCGAGUGGCCGAUGCACUUCACGGCGUACGCGACGCUGCUGGACUCGCUGGUCAACGGGUUUCGUGACGUGGAGUAUUUGGUGGACAAGGAUAUUUUGGAGAAUUACUUGGGCACGGAGGCGGAAGUCGCGAGGUUUCUGAACGAUUUGGGGAAGGAAGUCGCGUUCGACAUUGACGAGUGUUACCUGGCGGAGGUGUUCGGCGAUGUUCAUCGGUAUUACGGGAGUAGUUGGCAUUUCCAGUGGGCGAGUUUCAAGUUUACUUAUUUUCAGACGCCGUGGUCGUUUAUCUCGGCGUUGGCGGCCUUGGUGCUGCUGGUUCUUACCGUUUUGCAGACUGUUUAUACUAUUUACGGUACCUAUAGUUAG